UUUUACUCUGAAUAAGAGUACCAUAAUAACACAAGUCAUACCAAUGAGUUUCUUUCCAGACAUCAAUUUUUAAAAAAAACUGCCACCCAGAAAUAGAAAAAAAAGUUAUCCACUUUGUACUUUAUGGACUACAAAAUAAAAUAAUUUAAAAAAACCCAACCUCUCACUCUUAAUUAAAAAUAAAUCAAACAAAUAAACUUACUAAGAAGAGAUUUUCUUUUUGACCAUCCUUCUUUUUAAAUUUUUUUUUCAGACAAAUGAUCUUCACUGAUUAUAAAGGAAAAUAUUUCCUAAGCCACCUGCCUCUUUUUUUUUAAGUCACACAAAUAGAUAACGUCCUUUUUUAUUAUUAUUUUUAAACUGACACUUUCUAUAAAAACCCUCUGUACUUUUCCCCCCUCUCUACUACCUCCAAGAUGGUAGGAAAGUUGUUGUUUUGGAGGGCAGAGGAGCUGCUCUCUGAUGUUAUGUCCUCUCAGUGCCUGUAGUGGUGCUGUAGGAGGCUGCUGGCUCUCUUCUUGAGCAGCCCCAGCAGCCCUGCCUUCUUUGCUGGAGAAUAUAUUCAGGGAUUCCCCUUAAUAAUCACCUACCCUCUGAGCACUUUGUACUUUUAAAAUAAUAAAAAGCUCCCCAAAGCUUUCUCCCCCCCAAACGCAGGAUCUCCUCAGAGCCAGGGGGGCAGCAGCUGCUCAGCACAGAGCCCGAGCCUGUUCCCGGUCCCUCUGCUGGGGAGGAAACUCUGAUCUGUCAGCCCAGCAGAGGGAAAGGGGGGAGAGGCGAGAGAGGAGAAAAAAAAAGCAGCUGGAAAGACAAUCUGCUUCAUCUGACUCGUCAUCAUUCCAGGAUAGUGGUCUCCUUGGGGCUCUCUCCUAACAUUGAUAUGGUACAGAAGAUUUAAAAUCAGCUGAUGUUCACAAGGAAUAGAGUCACGUGAUGUAUGAAGGCAAACACAUACACUUCUCUGAGGUUGACAAUAAGCCCUUGUGCUCAUAUAGCCCCAAACUGUGCAAGCAGAGGCGACUUAACGGCUACGCCUUCUGUAUCAGACACGUUCUGGAGGACAAGACUGCCCCCUUCAAGCAAUGUGAAUAUGUGGCCAAGUAUAACAGCCAACGCUGCACCAACCCUAUCCCCAAAUCUGAGGACCGUAGGUACUGCAACAGCCACCUACAGGUACUUGGCUUUAUACCUAAAAAGGAGAGGAAGAAAAAGAAUGAUCCAAUAGAGGAAGUGAAGGUCAGGCACCAGAUGGAUGCUAUGGCCUUCAGUCUGACAGUGCCCACACUGGCCUUGAAGAUGUCCAAUGGACUGGAUGGGAUGUCCCUGUCUCCACCGGGGGCUAGGCUUCCUCUCCACUACUUGGAAGCAGAGUUAGAUGAUCCCUUUGCUUUCAACGAAGAGGAUGAUGACUUAAAGAAAGGGGCAACGGUGAGGAAAAAGUUGCAGAGCAAGUUGGCCCAAAACCGGCAGCGCCAGAGAGAAACAGAGAUUUUAAAAGUUCACCAAGAGCACUUUAGCCCCCUUCCUGCACCUUUGCAGCAGCAGCCACUGCAGCAGCAGCACUCCCAUCUGCCACCUUUAUCAACUUCUUUAAAGCCUAUAGGGCUACCGCAGGGCUUCGUCUGCAAGUCACCUCAACCUCAGAACACCAGCCUACCAAUGCAGGGAGUGGCACCCACCACACACACUAUAGCACAAGCAAGGCAGAUGUCUAACAAGAGACCCCUGCCUCUCCUGCCACCCACCAGGGCUCCUGUCGUGGACCCACCAAGGACUGAUCGGGUCCUCAUGAAAGCCACAGCCUUCUCUCCACACUCAUCCUGCAUGAGCCGGCUACAGAGACUGGUGAAACUGUGCACUCGAAAACAGCAGCUGGAAACUGAUCUGUUUCCACAUUUAGGGCUGGACUGGUCUGAAGACAGUGGAGAAGAGUUGGAGGAUUCAGAGCAAACUUCCCCAUACCAGGUUGCAUGGUCUAUCCGGGAAACUCUCAGAUAUGAAAGACAUGAGUCAGAUGACGAUGAUGCAGAUAGCAGGAGUUCCAGGAUGACCCAACUUUGCACUUACUUUCAGCAGAAAUAUAAGCACCUCUGCCGCCUGGAGCGGGCAGAAUCUCGUCAGAAGAAAUGCCGGCAUACGCUCCGGAAAGCUUUGCUGCACGCGGCCAGCAGAGAGCCGGAAUGUGCUGGGCAACUGAUACAGGAACUCCGAAGAGCUACAUGCACUUGGACCAGCACAAGCCAAGCCAAGCAGAGAGAUGCAGAACCAACAACGUGUAGUGGAACUGUGAAGGGUGAACAGUGCACUAACAAGUCCCUUCCAUUCACCAGGCAUUGUUUUCAACAUAUCCUAUUGAACCGUUCUCAGCAGCUCUUCUCAAGUUGCACAGCCAAGUUUGCAGAUGGACAGCAGUGCUCUGUGCCAGUUUUUGACAUUACACACCAGACACCUCUGUGUGAAGAACAUGCCAAAAAAAUGGAUAAUUUCUUGAGAGGGGACAGCUCCCGUAAAGUUCAGCACCAGCAGCAGAGGAAACCCAGGAAAAAAACGAAGCCACCUGCACUUACCAAAAAACACAAGAAGAAGAGAAGGAGGGGACCACGUAGGCCCCAGAAACCUAUUCCUCCUGCAGUGCCCCAAGGGAACCUCAGCAUGCCCACCAGCAUCUCACUGCCAGUGGAGAUCUCCCACAUACGGAGCCCCUCCACACCAGAGCUGAGUACAGAUGAGCUGCCCGAUGACAUCGCCAAUGAAAUCACAGACAUUCCACAUGACUUGGAAUUGAAUCAGGAGGACUUCUCUGAUGUCCUACCACGGCUGCCUGAUGACUUGCAAGAUUUUGAUUUCUUUGAAGGUAAAAAUGGAGACCUCCUUCCUACUACAGAAGAGGCAGAGGAACUGGAACGGGCUCUGCAGGCUGUAACUUCUCUUGAGUGCCUGAGUACCAUUGGAGUACUUACACAGACAGACGGUGUGCCAGUUCAGGAGCUAUCAGAUAGAGGGAUAGGGGUGUUCACCACAGGUGCUGGAGCUCCAGGAAUGCAGUCCUUGAGCAGAGAGGUUAACACGGACCUGGGGGAGCUGUUGAAUGGGCGUAUAGUACAUGAUAAUUUCUCCAGUCUGGAGCUGGAUGAGAACUUGCUCCGUUCUGCUACCUUGUCUAACCCACCUACGCCCCUGGCAGGGCAGAUCCAGGGGCAAUUCUCUGCCCCAGCCAACGUUGGCCUUACUUCUGCCACUCUGAUAAGCCAGAGUGGACUUGGGGAGAGAGCCUUCCCAGGACAGUUUCAUGGACUUCAUGAUGGCAGCCAUGCCUCCCAGAGGCCACACUCUGCCCAGCUGCUGAGCAAGGCAGAUGACCUAAUCACCUCACGACAGCAAUACAGCAGUGACCAUUCGCACUCCUCACCCCACGGAAGCCAUUACGAUAGUGAGCAUGUGCCGUCUCCCUACAGCGACCAUAUCACAUCCCCCCAUGCCACAUCCUAUUCUGGUGAUAACUUGGCAGCUACCUUCUCAGCAGAGAUGCCCAUUAUGGCACAGCACUUGCUCCCACCGCAGCUGGAGGUGCCACUUAGUGGGGUGGCGAACCCCAGAACUCACUGGGGAAAUCUCCCUGUCAAUCUUGGUGACCCCUCUCCGUUUAGCAACCUUCUUGGUGCCGAUGGACACCUUCUUUCCACCUCCCUGUCCACACCACCUACCACCUCGCACUCAGAGACCACACAGCCUGCCUUCGCCACUGUGACCCCCAACAGCUCCAGUGUGCUUCCGGGGUUACCACGGACCAGUUUUAGUGGCAUGGGUCCUGCCUCUGCUGAACUAAUGGCCUCCACUUCCCCCAAACAGCAACUCCCUCAGUUCAGCGCAGCCUUUGGCCAUCAGCUGAGCUCACACAGUGGCAUUCCUAAGGACCUGCAGCCUAGCCACAGCUCCAUAGCUCCUCCCACAGGCUUCACAGUAACAGGUGCCACAGCUACUAGUACCAAUAAUGCAUCUGCUCCCUUCACCACCUCUAACUGAGCUGAUCUGUCUGUAUAUUUGCAGGCAGAUGGGGACCCUGUGUUUUCUAUCUUCUUUUUCCUCUUUAUUGUCCUCCCCUCCCUUUGAGGAGGAUUUUUUGUUUUUGUUUUUUUUUUUUAAAAAAAAAAAGAGGGGGUUAAAAAUAAACCUCCUGCUUCCGUGCAGACCAGGGUGGCCCCUUAGUGAACCUCGCUCUAGUGUUCACAUGUGCUAGUUAUGCACUGGUGCUCGUUUAUUACUGGCAGGUUCACCGUACCCCACGAAUUUCCUUAAGGAUACAGCACAGUUACUGGAUGUAAUUGACCUUAGCAGUAAGACCUAGAAAUGGGACGAUACCUCAAAUUACCAAUGCACGUUACUGUUUCCUAGGGUUCAGAUCAGUGCUUUCCAUCCCAUUAGCAUGUCAUGUAGGAAGUUUUUAUAGCGGGGGAAAGUCUCUUGGUUUUAAAAAAAUUAAAAAGGUAGCAUCUGGGCAUGGAAAGUUGGCUCCACACUCGGGUUUGGUAAUGGUGCACCGAAGCACUCAAGACCAUGGUUCAAUUAUUCAUCUGACAACUCCUUAAAAAUAGUCUUUUGACCUCCUCUGUGGGCGUGUGUGUGUUUGGGAGAGCAGCAGUUCCUUGUCUGCUGCUGAGACAAUAGUAGCUGUGUCCCCUUCCGAAAUUGGUCAGUGUUCUUACUGAAUGUUGAUUUAUUUUCUUUAUUUUACGUUCAUUGAGCAGAGAGGGGAUUGACUGACUAGGGCAAAUAGGUUUUACCUGUUUGCAGGGCACUGAGCGGUCUUGCUGUUUCAAAGGUUAACCCAGGGAGAAAAGACAAGAAAAUGGAAAGACUGGAAUAAAUAAUGGUCUAGUCAAGACUCUUGCAGAAAUUCCCACCAGUGCUGAAUUACUGUGGCAUUGUAGUGUUGAUGGUUUGCCUUUUCAAAUGUGGCUGUGUCCAGAACUCUGCACAGCAGGAGUUUCCUAGCUGAAACUGGAAGAAUUCUAUUGGUAUGUAUCCAUAUGCUACCCAUUUGAACAAAUCUACGUCAGGCCCCUUUGGUAAAUUUAAAAUAACGGAAUUUCUCAAACUAUCUGUUGCUGCUGAGACUCUGUCUAUAAUAGUAGUGAUUUUGUACCAGGAGCCAUACCGUUUUUGAGACACUUGUGAGACUGAUGCUCUGUAUAUGAAGCUGAAUGUAUUGGGAAUUGGCGGGUACAUAUUUGUGGUUACCACUAACCAAAACCAAACUUACUGAAGCAAAAUAGGGAAAUUCCUUCUCUCCACAACACCUUGUUGCUUUUAUUGCCUGUUUUCUGAAAAUGGUUAUAAGUCUCCUUGGUCAUAAUGUCAGCUCCUUAUAAAGGCAGUGGAUUCCUCUUAUAUCUGUUUCUUCCCUAAAGAAUAACAACAAAAUCACAAGGAGUUUGCGUGAAUCAUUUAAUCUCCCUCUUCUCCCUUCCCUCCUCCCCCCUAAAAAAAAAAGAGGGGGGGGGGAAGUGCUUGAGAAAACUGUGACUUUAUAAGGCUCUAGCUAGACACUAUGUGAAAGUAAUUCCUACCUGAUGGCUAUAAAAAGUCUCCACUGUUUGGUUUGCUUCUAAGAUGCAUAUGAGAGAAGAUGAAAAAGCAAAGCAAAUCUUUCUCUCCGCAUGUUGAAGGCAGUUUCAUUAUAAGAGGGUUAAUAAUUUCUUCGAGCAAGGGAUUAUUCAACUGAGUUCAGUUAUUCCCUAGUAUGUGGAGAGUAAUGUAUCUUCCCUCAAUUUAUGUUUUCUGUUUAUGUGAGUGAUAAUGGGGCCCAAACCUCUGUUCCCAGAUUUCCUGAGGGUAAGGAUUGAGAUGUGGAUCCAAACUUCCCGGGUGCAGCCCAUCUUGGGUUUAUAUCCCACUAGUUAUAGCCAUUCCCUUCUUUUCAAAAGCUUUGUCCUUUUUUUAAUUAUAAAGGAAUGAGCCCUAUGGGUACAUCCCUUGCUGAAAUUGCAAGCAUAUGUGCGUGGAGGGGGAAACAUUUAUUUUCAGGUUUUUGAUAUUGAGAAAUCCUUAUUCCCAUACUUCGUAAAACAGGGCUUAAUAUUAUAAUAAAUCCCAGUGUUCUUGAGUGGUCUAGGUUUGUCUGUAACUGAUUUAAAUGUUUUCAAAUCAUGUCAUAAAUUGAAAUGAAGCUUAACAAAACCCCACUAUAUUGUCCCGCUGAUUGAGGAAUGCCCACUGAUAAUUGUGAAAUGAGGAAAAGCUGAUAGGACAUUUGUUUUUUUUAUUCUGUCCUCUUCCCUCUCCCCAUGCUUUUGAGGAGACAAAUGUUUGAUUUGCAUUAUUUUCCAUUGUGUUAAUAUACCUUCGUUAGUAUAUUGAGAUGAUUGAUUGAAAAAGAAGGGUGAAUCUAGUUUGCCAAAUGGGUAAAUGAUCAAUUGUUAAAUCUGCCAGUAUUAAAUGUCAUGUGACAGGAUGUUCUACUGAUUAGUUUAAGGAUUUUGAUUUAUGGAAUAUUUCUCGUGCUCAUCAAAAUGUGUAAUGGAACAGCAGCCUGUUCUCUUCUUCCCACCCGUUCAUCACUUCCCCUUACCUACCAGUAGAGAAAACACUUGGGCCCAGUUUCUGUUCUCAGUUACAUCCGUGUAAAUCAUGGAGUAAUUCUUUUAGCCAGAUGAGUUACUAUGGAUUUACCCCCAUUUAACUCGGAAUAGAAUCUGGCUCUUAAUCUGAUCAUUUAUUUAGGCUGGGAUUUUCCAAGAUGCCCAAGAGCAUGUAGGUGCAUAAUUCCCAUUUGAAAUCAGAUUCCCAGACUCUGGAAGUCUCACCCUUUAGAUCUCAGCUUUAUGGAUCUGUGGGGGAUUUUUCCUAAACAUUGUCCGCAUAACAUUUUUCAUGAGCAGAUUGAGUUUGCAAAAAAGCUGCACUACUUUAAAAAGUUUGUUCCAUUUGACAUGUGUUAGAAAAGGAAUCCCUAUCUAUUUUCCAGUACGGAGCUUUGAAAUGGUCAAGAUUGUUGCCAGUUGCAGCUUCACUGCAUCUAAUUGAAGUGUAACUUCAUUAAAUUAGUUAUAUCCUAGUAAGGAAGCAGUUCUGAUUUUAGGUCCUAAAUCUGCAAUGAGCACCACGCAGAUGGAUCCCUAUACCCACACAAAGCCCACUGACUUCACCAGGAGUCUGCCUGCAUAGCGUUCAGUGCAGGAUCAGCACCAUAGUGUUGUGGGAUGAGUAGUGGACCCAAGAACACAGGUUUAUGCAGCCAGACACUUCACUUCUCUUCCACCAGGAAAUACGUUUGCUCCAUGUGGGAUUUGUCUUGGUUCUUAGGGCUGCCAUUGAUAUGGUUCUCAUUCAUGCUGUCUUGAACAGGUUGCAUCUCCUAUAAUACAGCAAUUAGCAGUAAUUACCCUUUCACCAAAGAGUCAGUGUAGCGAUUCCAAUCCAUUUGUUGAAAUGAUCAGUAUCUGUUGUGCCACUAAUACAUGAAAUGAAUAGAAUAAACCUACUUUAGUAACUAAAAAUUAUGUUCUUUAUAUAAAUGUGGGGUUUUAAAGAAUUAGAAGGCAUUUGACAGAGAAGUUUAGAAGCAAUAAUGUCCUUUUGGGUAGUAAUGUAAUGUCAGGUGAUCUUAGCACAGAGGCAUAAGAAUUGGUGGAGAUUACACUCUUGACAAAGAUUAACUUUGCUUGGACAGUUUAUGGAGGCCAGUGAGGGACAGCAUGAUGCUGACCUGGUUUAUAAAGCAGUUACGCUUAAUGUAUAUAUUCCAUACUGUGAGAAUUUCCCUUGACCAUUCAGUUUAUUAGUCAAAUUUAGAACUGGCGUAAGUGGACUCCGCUCCCAUUGGCUAUUUAAUGGGAAAGAGGGGGUGAAAUUAAAGUCUGGUCCAGUGGCUCUACUAGUUGCUAUAUUAUGAGAAGCACCUUUGAAUAUCAUCCACCUUUCCUUUGGUCAAGACAUUGGUUUGUUUCUUUGCCUCUGUUGAUUGCCUUAUGCAUUUGCACAUCUUAACAAAGAACAUCUGUUCAAAAAUAACUUACUGCAGUUCUGCUUACCCUACUGAGUGCCAGACUAUGCCGUAGAAGGACUUUCCAGUUUCAUGUCAUAGGUUAAUGAAACAAAGGACUGUUUUCUUAAGCAAUUUCAGGUUCUCAUUUGAUAAGCAUUUCUAGGUUCCCUCCUUGAGAAGCUUGUAGUCUGCCAGCCAACAUUGGAGAUGAGAGUGCAAGUGAAAGAGAAAUAUUUUUGCUGUCAAGAAUGUGUUUGUUCUUCAGUGGGAGGGGGCAUUGGAAGCUAACUUUUUAAAAAAAAUAGUAGCUUCAUUGAAAGCUAUAUUACUGGCUUCAUGAAUUGCUUUCUUUGGAGAUCAUGAUCCUAAUAUUUAGACAUUGAGAGGUCAGAUUCUCGGCUGGUGUAAAUAAACAUGGCUGUAUCAGCUUCAUUGAAGCUGUGCUAAUUUACCAGAGCUAAGGCUCUGGCUGCAAGAGUCUAACCAGGAACACAGAACAGAAUUGAGUUUGUUAAAGCUUUCUCUGACCGCUGACUUACCCAGCUGGAAAACUAAGUUCGCCAAGGAAGAGGAAAAUUAGUCCUUUGAGAGUAUGCCUUCACUUCAGAAUUAGCCCAGGCAUCCUAGUCUGGGCACCUGUGCUAGUGUAGACUGGGUGUGAGCAGCCACGCUGCACUCCCCUGCAUGUGUCGCUAGAACGGCUGGGGACAUAGCAGGUGGUGCUGCAGUAAGCUGAGCUGCUCUGAUUCUUUCCCAGGGAAUUGUGGGAGAGCUUGUCUGUCGUUGUGAGCACACAGCAGAUGGGGUAAGGGGAACGUGGGAGGGUUCUGGAGAACUGAUAGGCUCUAACCCACAUCCCCAGCUGUGCAUGAAGGUUUUUGUGUGUGCCCAGGAGGGGAGUUGGGGCAACACCUGAAUAAGAACACUGGCUAACUCUGUAGUGAAGACAUACACUGAGAUGGGUGGGUGUGUCUUUAACCUAAUUUUCCUCUUCAGCAGUUGCUUUUAUCAACGGGCUGGUUUCUCUUCUUGCCAGCGAAGGAGCCUUUAACGCAGCCCCCAGGCAAACUGAAGUAGCCCAGAUCAGAUGUGGAUCCAGAAUUCCAAGCCCCAUCUUGGUGGCAGCGUAUUUAACUGAAAGAAUAGAUUCAAGCUGCUGUGCCUGCAGAGCCUCCUCAUAAGGCCCUUUAACUUAGGCUGAGAGCGGACGAGUGUUCUGGGCUGCGCCGCUUGCCUCCUUAAAUUUCAUCCCCUCUUUCCCACUCUCUUCACCAUCUUUUUUCACUCUUCUCUGCCACCACCCCGACACUAAAAUUGCCAAUCAUUUAAAAUCCUGUAUGAUUGAUAAUGAGCAAAUAUUCUGAUUGUUUAAAAAAAGGAUUUGGAGAGGUUCCUGUGAGUCAUAAUAGAAGUUUAGAAGCCAGAGCUACAGUGCAAUAGGAUAUUGUGUAAGAAUUCACAGAAUAUGGAGUAAAAUGAAAAUACCAUGUGAUCUCACAGGGCAUUAGCAGUAAGGUGUGAGCUAGCUGCUGAAAAUAUCACUGUGGUCGUCACUGAGAGAGAGCUCUGUAUGCUCAGGAGUAUUACAGGGAAUCUUUUUCUUCCCAUAAAUUCCUUUUGUUUUAAAGGUAGUUGCCAGUAGAAAAUUACCUGGAAAAACUGGUGGAAUUAGCCUGAUUUUAAAAAACAGUUGAUAAAAUACCCUCAAGAAGAACCCCACUAAAGUACGAUGAUUAUGAUAAUGGGAAAACAAAAUUCAGAUUCAUUAGGAUUUAACUCAGGUCUUUCAGAAUUGGUUCAUGAAGGACUUUGGCUCUAUCAAGAGGUAAAAAACACUCUUAAAAUAUAAUGUUUGUGUGAACUAACAGAGGUUGGGGUAGAAAAAGUUACCCAUUGACAGAAGAAAGCAAACUGCAACCACAUAUCAAAAGGCAAUUCCGUGAUCACUGGUGGCUGGGUCUAUAUGGGGAAAAUGACUGGAUUCUCAGGAGUGUUUCCUAAGCAAGUCUAUAACAUCUGUAACUCUGUUGGCUGUGUCAUGAUUCAGUUAUUUCUCUUAUUUCCCCCUCCCCCACACCUUAUUGCGGUUUUUCAUGCUCUAGUUUUCCAAUUCUUAUGGAACAAGGAUAUGUAGUGGAAGCAUGAAAGAAGGAAACAGACUUUGAAUUGAAGUUUGGAGGUGGCAUUUGGAAGUUUUCCUUUUUUUUCCUAGGUAUCCUGAAGUCUUGAGUUGGCACAAUUUUUUUUUUUUUUUUUUUGGUCUUCCCUAGCUCAUACAAUUCAAUUUGAAAACAAAUAGGAUAAAAAACCAGGCUUUUGAUUUUUUUAAGCCUGUAUAUACUCAGUGUAGAAAAGUGCAUUCUUCAUUUCCCCCGCCUCUCCCUGGUCCCCAAAACACACACACGACCACACACACACAGAUUGUAUGUGUAUGAAUUGGAUACAGAUGUUGAACUUGGUCUAGUAAAACUAACGUGUUUCCCACCUUCAGUCCCCACUGAAGUAAACUCUGGAUAGGUAAUGCUCCCAAAUCUCUCCUGGAAAACUUUAACUGUGAUGCAGAUGGCUCUAAUGCAGCUGACUGCUACACCAUUGCUUAUACUUUGGAGUAGACUGAUUUACCCUGAAAUGACUCUCUAACCUACGUCUUAAAAAGUACAAUUUGGUUCCAGUGGAAAUAGAUCCAUUCUGAAGUGAUGGACAGUUUGGUUCUCAUACAAAGUAUCUACAUCUAUUUAGAAGGGGUUGAACCAGUUUCUCUGAACAGUGAUUAUUUUCACUGUACAAUUUUGGGUAUGUCUCAGGGAUUCCUUGUGGAAAUAAGGGCAGUUAACAUAAAAAGUAAAUAGUUUUAAAAGUAAAUAAUAAUUUAAGGUAGAGCUUCAUCUAAAUGAGAGCGCAAGAAAGAGAAAUCUUGUUCAGUUUUGUAGUCCACGGUGUCCGGCUUAGGGACUUCUUCUCUUCUCGGGGUGCUCAUCUCAAAUUCAACAUACAGAAUCUUUUUCCAUCACGCUCAGCUUUAAACUUUUAUUUAAAGAUACCCUUCCCCGAUGAGCUUUCAGAAUACUUAUUGUAGAUUUUAAGAGAAAAGGUAUAUUAAUUUAUGCUAUUAACAUCACCUCAUAAAUUAUAAGUUUUAUACUAAAGCUGUAUUGAGUGUAAUGAAUUAUGUUGCAUAUGUGUUUUUAAUAGCUAUAAAAUUAUAUACAAGCUUUUUUGGAAAAACAAAAACUAGUAAAGCACCUUUUUACACUGGAUCUUUGCCGUGUCAAGGUGUACAGCUAUUCUUUGCUACCUUGCAGAUAUAUACAAAUAAAAUGGUAUCCUGUAUCAACAAAACAUAGAUCUCUUGUUAACCCGUAUAGUACUGCUCCUAUAACUCUCUUUUUUGUUUUGUUUUUGGUUUUUUUUCUUUUUGUUUUUUUUGUUACAUUCUGCAAUAAUUUAUCUGUGGUUUGUAAUGGUUAGAUGUUUAGUUACAGGGUAAAUAGAUCAAAUUAAAAAUCCAACUACUGUAGCUGGAAGUUGUGAACCAAGUUUGUAAGAACUUUUUUUUUUUUUUUUUGUUAAAUGUAUUUGUUUCCAGUUAUGCAAGUUGGAAUUUGACAAGACAGAACAUUAAAUCUCGGAAUCCACAGUGUCUUAUUGAGGAACUUUCCCCCCUCCUUUCCUUACAGAGGAAUUCCCACUGUGACUUAUAAAUAGAAUUAGACUGGUUGUGUGCAUGUAUGUAUUAUAUACACACACAAAAAUAUGCAUUUUGGGGGGGGUUGUGUGUGUGAUAUGAAUGUGUAUACUGUACGUAGGUCAUAGUUUUUGUAAAGAGAAAAGUAGUUGAGAGGUGAUGGAAUGUACUUGUAGAAAUGUGAUUAUUUAGUAGGGGGUUACUCUGUCCUCAUUAUUGUAAAGAUAACCAAACUCUCUCUGCUACAUAGUCUUCUGUUAUAAGGCUAACUCUGAUAUCAUGUUGAUUUUAUUCUUUUUAAUUGAAUUGCAUUGAGCCCUGUUAAAAUGUCAUGAAAAUCCCAGGCUCCCAAAACAGCCUUAAAAAGUGUGUGUGUGUGGGGGGGGGGUGAGUUUUAUUCUUAAAAAGAAUUUGAAAUGAGAAGAUUUAUAUUUAGGGUGGUGAGAUGUAGGAAUUAAUGUCCAUUUUCAAGUUAAUACCAGAAUCUCUCAUACUCUGACUUAGAAUAUGUUGUCAAUGAGUCAUCCUUGCGUUUUCAGGUUAAAAAGUAUUGACAUGGGUGAUAUUUUUUUUUUAAACUGGUCUCCAUUCUCUUUAAAGGGUUUCAUUUUUAAAGUUAUCUGAUUUGUUUCCUUAAAGGGGUCUAUGUAACUUACAAAUUUAUACAAAACAAAAGCCUGAGAGUUUCAUUUGUGCUGUGAAUUCUAAACUGAAUUAUGGGCAUUUAAAUUUAUUCAUAAUUUGAGAGGGAGAUGAUCUAUCUGUAUGGGAGUUCUUACCUGAGAGACCUAGAAAACCCAAAACAUUCCUACUUAUUCUCCUUCUCAUCCUGAUAUUCAUCAUUACACCAUCCAGGCUGGAGAGAAUAAAAUCCUAAAUGAUGCAUGCUCUGUUGCUGAUAGUUUGAAUCAUGAAAAUUCUGAAACUUUAAAAAUCUGUUUAUUAGAACAGAGCUUCCAAUAUUACAGAUAUUUCUAAUUUGUUUUUGGCAACUUUUUUCCUUAAAAAAUAGUUGCAAAUCCAGACCUUUUUUAUGCUGUUGAACUAGGGUUUUUUUUUCAUCCCCAGCCUUUCAAAUAUGUUUAUAUGUUUUUUUAAAUGAUAUUUCUUGUACAUAUGCCUACAAGUGAAGGGCAGGGAGGUGGAAGUUGUCUGAGGCCUUUUCCUCCCAUUAGUUGAGCAUAAUGGGAGUUACCAGCAUAAACAAUUUUAUGCAUUUAUGGGGAAGAAUAGAGCCCUCUUGUGUAUACCUGUAUAGAGAGAUGUAUAUGAGAUCUGGGUAGCACUUUGCUGAACGUGGAAUUGCCCUUAUGAUGUACAGUACAUACAUAUGAAUGCAGCAGAUCUAAAUCUAUAUAUAAAAUACAUGAAAUGUACAUACAAUCUCAUACACACAAAAUGUGGUGUGUGUGUGUGUGAGAGAGAGAUGCAGAUAUGUAUAAUAUCCACAAAAUGCGUGUUUAACAAUUAAGCAACUGUGACAAAUGAAGUUGUUAUAGUUCCAGUGAGGAAUUUGGAUGGCAUAAAUUGCUAUGACUUCAGUGUUGUAACUAUUGAUCUUGUUACCUGAACCCUCAAAAUGGAAUUUCCUGGUACAAUUUUGCUUAUGUUUUACUAUAUUAAUGUUUUGUGAGGCCUCUUCCAAUACCCACCUCUUAUGCUGCUCUACACCAUUACCUUCAUCCUAACUAAUCUCCUAUCCCAGCAUUUCAAAAUCUAACUUCCAUCAGCAGUCCGCUUUAGAGCCUGAUCCAGCUCUCAUUGUACUCAAUAGAAAGAUUUUGAUUGACUGCAGGGACAGCUGAAUCUGGCCCUGUGCGCGCACACAUUGCUCUCCUGAUUUCAGUGUGACUGUGGUCAUUUUGUUUUGCAGUGUGAACUGAAAUACUUUUUGAAAAUGAUAUUCAAAGCUGUUCAGUGUCCCAGAAUGUUGAGUCAGAUGCAUGUUGAGUUAAAAAUUCAGAGUUGUACAACAAAAUAGUGAAAAAUCAAGGCUUCCUUUUACUUUCCUGACAAAAGGAGAGUUCCAUGUUCUGAAUCCACAGAUGCUUAAAGCAAUGCUGAGAAUGCAGCUUUGUGCUCUGUUCUAGGUAUUGGUGAUUUCAUCAAAUGUCUCGAGAAACGCAGAUCUCUAAAUUCAACCUUAAAAAGACUUUAAAAAAUAAAUCAGAGUUACCCUUCAGGAUAUUUGAAUUAAAAUCUUCUGUCUGCUCUUGUAUUAAAUGAUUUGGCUUUUUCAAAGUUUUUUGUAUUUCUUGUUUUAAAACGGGUAUUUUAGUUCACCUUUUUAAGCGAAAUCUGGAUUCAAUAACCUUUUAACAGAAAGUGACAGUUAAAACUCUGCUCCUGGCUAACUAGUACUUUAGUUUUUCCAAUUCUGUUUUCAAGUCUUAUUGCUUUCAAUAUUUUUAAUAUUUAUGUUGUCACCAUUCAGCUAUGGAAUUUUGUCUUCCAGGCAGUUCUGUAGGAAAAUGUAACCUUAUGGUAAUGUUCCCUCUGUGCUGUCACAUGAAGACUUCUGUAAUAUAUAUGUUGGGUCGUGUGUAUGGGUAUAUCUGUGUGCUGAGUGUGUGUGUGUGUAUAUUUAUAUACACACACAUAUUACACACAGUAUUUCAAUUUACAUAAACGUGGAGAACACAUUCAUAGGUUCCUGAUAUAUACUCAUGCAUAUGUGUAUUAAACAUGUAUAUAGAGUGUAGAUAUACUGCAUAUACACAUGUGUAUAUGUGUGAAUUUUGGUUGGCAAUUUUUUACUUUUAGCAAAAUGCUGUCCCUUAUGGAAUAAUUUCACUGAAACUGCAUUUAUAUAAGAUGAACGGAAAAUAAUCAUCAAAAUUUUAUUUGAAAAGGAGACUCUCUUAAUUAUCCAAAGCCAUUUGAAUAGUCUUUUAACUAGAAGGAGGUUGUUAUAAAAAACUGCCGUUCAUCAUAAAGGCAUCAGAAAGAAAUUAAGACACUAAUUUCUAUGUUUUUUGUUCUUUUUGUUUUUUCUGAAGCUGAGGCAUAUGGUAAUCAGGGUUUUUUCCUUUCUGUUCAACUAAACUGCUAAAGACUCACAUUUUCCUUAAAAUGUUCCUCCUCCAGACUUUCUCUACACAAAUAUUUUUGCAUUGUUUGCCUCAUACAUUCAAUAAUAUUGAUUUCACUAAGGAGGCUUUAAUAUUCUCCCACCUUUGCAGGAAAAAUGUCAAUUCAUUAUUAUAUCCAGUGUUGUAGCCAUAUUGGUCCCAAGAUAUUAGAGAGACAAGAUAGGUGAGGUAAUAUCCUUUAUUGGAUCAACUUCUGUUGGUGAGAGAAACAACUUUUGAGUUUAUGCAGAUCUCUUCUUCAGAUCUAGGACACUUACUCGGAGUGUCACAGUGUAUCCGAUGAAGUGAGCUGUAGCUCACGAAAGCUUAUGCUCAAAUAAAUUUGUUUAGUCUCUAAGGUGCCACAAGUACUCCUUUUCUUUUUACAGCUGAAUAUAAGGUGGAACAGAUUGUGAGGCAUAAGUAGUUACAUAUUUCAAGGGACCAUUCAAGGUGAAGUGGCCUAUUUAAACCCCUCCGGUCAUGGGGGGAAGGAGCGGGAGGUUAGUGAUUUAUAUAUUGUUGUAAUGAGCCACAAAUCUAAUGCUCUGUUCAGUCCAUGAUUUUUAUUGUCUAGCAAAGUUAUGUAUUUAAGCUCCCAGGCUCGUCAUUUGAAGGUGUUGUACAGGUUUAAUUGGAGGAUGAAGACUGAGAGAUCAGAUAUAGAGUGAGUGCUUUGUGAAAAGUGUUCGCCCACAAGUGAUACGGUGUUUUUGUCUUUUAUCAGUUUUGUGUGUGAGUUCAUUCAAGAGCGGAGUGAUUGUCUUGUUUCAUUUAAUGCCCCAAUAACAUCUAUGUAGGUGAAAUGAGACAAUCACUAUGCUCUUGGAUGAACUCACACAGAAAAAUAAAGACAAAAACAUUGUGUUACCUGUGGGUGAACACUUUUCACAAAGUGAUCACUGCAUAUCUGACCUCUCAGUACUCAUCCUCAAACGAAACCUGCACAAGAUGAGCCUGGGAGUUUAAAUUCAUAACUGUGCUAGAUACUAAAAAUCAUGGACUGAAUAGAGACAUUGGAGUUAUGGCAUUUAUGGAUUUACAAUAACCUACAAUCAAUAAACACUGCCCCGCAGCUUUCUCCCUCUCCAUGAUUGGAGAGGUGUUAACAGGCGACUUCACCUUGAAUGGUCCCUUAGAAUAUGUGUUAUCUACUUAUGCUAAACAACCUGUUCCACCUUUUAUUUAGCUGUGAUACUCUGAGUAAAUUUCCCAGACCUGAAGAAGAACUGUAUGUAAGCUCAAAAGCUUGUCCUCUCUCACCAACAGAAGUUGGUCACCUCACCCACCUUGUCAGUUCAUUAUUAUUCUGUUACUCUUUUCAUUCCAUGUAGAGGGUGAAUUUCUCAUAAAGAUGCCUGGAGUCAAGCUUUUAACUUAUUGAAUAUGAAAGGCCUUCAGCAGGAAGGAAUUAUGUUUUUCAAAGAAUUUCUGCAGCUGUUCACCAUCAUGUAAUUUCCCCCCCCCCCCCCCCCCCCCCCAUCUCCAAACAGUAUGUCUGUGUACAGGUAGGGGAGAAAUGAAGGACACAAGUAAAAUAUUGUUUGUUUGGACAAUUAUCAGUAAAUAUCUUUAUCUAGAUUUACUGGAAAAGAAGACAGCAAAUGAACAAUACGAAAUGUUGAAAUGCUUCUGACUGUCCUAAAGAAGUUGGUGUUUGUGUCAUUUUAAAAGGUCGCUUGAUUGCAGCUUGAUAUCAGAAACAGCCUUGUGACAAAGAGCCUCAUAGCAAUUGUUUGGUCACUAAAGUUUAAAAUGUAAACAAGUUGCAGUGGGAAGGCAAAGAUGAGGCAGUGCAUUUUGAAGCCAGUGAAUCACAGCUUGUAAACAUAACUGAUUUUGAAAUAACUGCAUGGUAGCAAGGACUAGCAGUCUCUACACCCCUCUGAUUGUUCACGCCCCCAACACACAAAUGUGUUUAACAUGCCAUACAUUGGGGGGGGGGGGGGAAAUAACCUACAAAUAAAUACAUUAACUGCUUAAAGGGAACAUACAAACUUGCACUGCUGUAUCCUCUAUCGUAUUAGCUAGAAGACUAGCUAAUAUGCAAAAAAAGCCCAGUCCAGUUUGCUUCUGCAGAUACAUUGCUUUUAAAGAAUGUGGUGGAUGGGGAUGCUUGAGAAGAAUAGUCAUUUCACAUACAGUCCCCAGCAUCAAUAGAAACUUACACUAAUGCUUUUAAGUGCUGGAGCACUUGAGGACGGCAUUCCAGGGGUGGGUAGCCACGUUGGUGUUUGUACUUUCCCUUUAAAUAGGAAGAGUUAGCUCACAUGUUCCUCAUUCUUCUCAAUGAAUGUACUGUAUUACCAUUUAAAAAAAAAUCAAUGAAAUGAUAAUAGAUUGGUCUCCUUUUGUUAUCUGGUCCUUGUUUAAUUUGUUUAAGGGUUUUUGUAUACAAAAGUUUACAUUUUUAUGUAUAUUUUUCUUGUGUAAAAACUGAUGUAAUAUGUGUAUAAAACACUGUAUGUAUUAUCUGUAUAUAGUGUGACAAAAUGAUUUUCUUUCUUUCUUUUGGAUGUAUUAAUAAAUCUUGCUGUGAAGUA
Molecule: messenger RNA, 17283 nt
Organism: Chelonia mydas (Green sea turtle)
Lineage: Eukaryota; Metazoa; Chordata; Testudines; Cheloniidae
Gene: INO80D
Product: INO80 complex subunit D
Exons: 11
Coding region: 934-4023 (1029 amino acids)
Cellular component (GO): nucleus
Source: RefSeq, a predicted model, not a curated record